Myotis lucifugus (little brown bat) is the source of this 5892-nucleotide messenger RNA. It is a transcript of the gene PPME1, whose product is annotated as protein phosphatase methylesterase 1. Lineage: Eukaryota; Metazoa; Chordata; Mammalia; Chiroptera; Vespertilionidae. Gene Ontology annotation, biological process: protein demethylation. Bases 196 to 1284 code for a protein of 362 amino acids. The record is from RefSeq and is a predicted model, not a curated record. The transcript is spliced from 12 exons. Gene Ontology annotation, molecular function: protein methylesterase activity.
UGCGCACUUCCGUUGAAACCGCCUGAAGAGAGUGGGUGGAGUUUACGGCGCCGGUGGUCGGUGGGUGGUGCUGCAUCUUGGCUGGGUGCUGUCCAGAGGCGACUGGGAGCAGCUAAAGGGGCGAGCUGUGACCAGCUGGGCCGCACCUCGCCUGGGACUAAGCUUUGGCUCCUGUGUGACUGCGGCCUCCCCUUCAUGUCCGCCCUCGAGAAGAGCAUGCAUCUCGGCCGCCUGCCCUCUCGCCCCCCUCUACCCGGCAACGGAGGCAAUCAGAGCGGAGCCAAGAUGCGAAUGGGCCCUGGAAGAAAACGGGAUUUUUCCCCGGUAUCUUGGAGUCAGUACUUUGAGUCCAUGGAAGAUGUAGAAGUAGAGAAUGAAACUGGCAAGGAUUCUUUUCGGGUUUAUAAGAGUGGUUCAGAGGGUCCAGUCCUACUCCUUUUGCAUGGAGGAGGCCAUUCCGCCCUUUCCUGGGCUGUGUUCACGGCAGCGAUCAUUAGCAGGGUUCAAUGUAGGAUUGUAGCUUUGGAUCUGCGAGGUCAUGGUGAAACAAAAGUCAAGAAUUCUGAAGAUCUGUCUGCAGAAACAAUGGCAAAAGAUGUUGGCAAUGUAAUUGAAGCCAUGUAUGGGGACCUCCCUCCUCCAAUUAUGCUGAUUGGACAUAGCAUGGGUGGAGCUAUUGCAGUCCACACAGCAUCAUCCAACCUGGUGCCAAGCCUCCUGGGUCUAUGCGUGAUUGAUGUUGUGGAAGGUACAGCCAUGGAUGCUCUUAAUAGCAUGCAGAAUUUCUUACGUGGUCGUCCUAAAACCUUCAAGUCUCUGGAGAAUGCCAUUGAAUGGAGUGUGAAGAGUGGCCAGAUUAGAAAUCUGGAGUCUGCCCGUGUCUCCAUGGUUGGCCAAGUCAAAGAGUGUGAAGGAAUUACAAGUCCAGAAGGCUCAAAAUCUGUAGUGGAAGGAAUCAUAGAGGAAGACGAAGAUGAUGAAGAAGGAAGUGAAUCAGUAAACAAGAGGAAGAAGGAAGAUGACACGGAGACCAAGAAAGACCAUCCAUACACUUGGAGGAUUGAACUGGCAAAAACUGAAAAAUACUGGGAUGGCUGGUUCCGAGGAUUAUCCAAUCUCUUUCUUAGUUGUCCUAUUCCUAAAUUGCUGCUCUUGGCUGGUGUUGAUAGAUUGGAUAAAGAUCUGACUAUUGGCCAAAUGCAAGGCACGGAAAUUGAAGCUCAGAGAUCUGAAAUGACUUGCCCACAGCCACAGCUAGGACGUGGCAGCAUCUUUGUCUACUGAUCAUUUCACUACACCCCAGCAGAGAAGGAAACAUUCAACAACAUAUAUUUAAUGAGCACUUAUUAUGUGCUGGCUAUAACAUCCUUGAGCCUACAGAUCAGCACUAUGAACUCAGGGAAUAAAGAAGACCCCCACUCCGCCUUUUAAAAAAAUUAUUUUUUAUUAAUCUUCACAUGAGGACAUGCUUGGAGCGGGGAGAGGAGAGAGAGAUACAUCAAUUGGUUGUCUUUCAUACAUGUCCCAACCUGGGAUUGGAACCCACAACCCAGAUAUGUGCUCUGACUGGGAAUCGACACUUAACCAACUGACCCACUCUGGCUGGGAAAUCCCUGGACCUUUUAAGUGAGGAUUGCUGCACAGCCAGAAGGAGCAUGUUUGGGUCAAACCAAAGACCAUUCUGUCACACACACGCUGACGAAUACCCAAGGAGAACUUCCUGAAAAAUAGAAGGUAGGUGGCCCUGACUGGAUAGCUCAGUUAGAGUGUCGUCCCAAAAUGCCAAGGUUGCGGGUUUGAUCCCCAGUCAGGGCAUAUAACAAGAAUCAACCAUUGAAUGCAUAAAUAAAUAAGUGGAAAAACAGCCCUCCCUCUCUCUCUCCCUCCUCCCUCCCACCCUCCCACCCUUCCUCUUUCGAAUCUGGAUUUAAAAAGAAGGCAGGCAGAUCUAAUAGAAGGGGGAUCUCAAAGUUGAGAGGACUCAGACAAAGGCAUGAGGGGAGCUGGCAUGACUUGGUGUUAUCCUCAAACCUGCUGUUGGUGAGCAUUUGUUUGCUGGUUAAGCAAACCUGAGAACCUGUUCUGUGCAAAGCUUCUAGUGGAUUUUGGAGACAGAUACCAAUACAUAACAAGGCCCUUUAAAUUAGCUCACGGUCUAGAGAGACCGUUACAGAAACUGACCACAUUGUGCAAAGGACAAGAGGACAACCAAACCUUUGGAAACAGGUCAGAGACGGUUUCACAAAAGAGGUAGCAUUUGAGUUGAGCUUUGAAGCAUCAUCACACGGUGGAGGUAGGGAAGGAAGGGGAAUUCACUGCAGGUAGAGGCGACGGCAUACUCAAGCCCAGGAGACUUGGAAGUCAUUCUGAGAACUGGUAGAUUCACGUGAUUAGUGUGGCUGGAGUAGGAGGCAGACCCAAAGGCCUUGAGUGGCAAGAAUGGGGAGUUGUUUGCAGUGAAGGAACUCUAGUAUCCUGUGUAGCUGGAUUGGUCUGCACCAGACGAGAGGCAGGAGCUUGUAAAGGGGCAGUUGUAGGAGUCCGUGUAAAUGGCAACAGUACACUUAACUAGGACAACGGCUGCAGGGAUGAGAGGAGGCGACCGGCUCAAGAUUUUGGAUGUGAAAUGAACAAGACACCGAUUUGGACAGUGAGGUGCAAGGACCCUUAAGUUGGAUUCAAGGGCCUGUCAUCAGAACGGGGGAUAGGGAGUUAAAGGGUAAAGACAUUAAUAAGGAAAAAGCAAGAAGAGAGCCUACAAGAGUAGAGAAAGCAAAGGCAGCCACACUCUUCCCUGCAGGAACAGCGCGCUGUUUGUAAGCUUCCAGCCAACUCUCCUGCCCCAGCUGGCUGCCCAUCAGCAGCCAGAGUCAACACAUUCUCACUCUGGUUCCAAGGCUCAGAAAGUUAUGUAAACUCAAGAGACUCCCUUAUUCCUAGAGCUGGCUUUCUCUCCCAGCAGUUUGCUAGAAAACCCCAGCCUGUAGCCAGGCUAAACAUUGGAGCCUGCAACUAUCUGGUGGACGGAGGGAACAGUUAACUGAGUAGGGAACUGUGUGAUGAGGGAGAAAGUGUUUUUCCUGAUGAUCAAUGAUGAUGCCACAAAGCGAUGACUAAUCAAGCUUAGCCUAAGGACACAAUACAGCAUGUACCAUUUAUAAAGCACAUUUUCAUCCUUCGAGGUCUCACAGCUCCUCUGGAGUGGGUAGGGGUGGCAGAUUAGCAGUGCCAUCCUUCAGGUGAGAAAACGAAAGCUCUGAUAAGGGAAGUGACUUGCCCAAGGUCACACAAUUAGCACAGUCUGGGCUCGGAUUCAAGCCACAGAGCUCCCAGGCCAGUGCACACCUUAUCACUCCUACAUAUACCAGAAAAGAGAUGGGGAUGAGGCAGGUGAGAAGAUUGGGGCUUGCUGACAGAUACUCACUAGUGGUGACAGGCUCUCAGCCACCUACUAGCUGGGUGACCAUUGGCUAGUCACUUCUUUCAGAAUUUCUGGUUCCUUAUCCAAAAAAAAAAAAUAUGGGUUGAUAAUCCUUAAAUCACAAGGUGUCGGGAGGGUUAAAUGAGACUUAAGUAUUUAAAGUAUAAUCCAAAUGUGCUUCCUGGUGAAAAGCAGGAAAUGCCAUGUUGCUAAGACAAAGGAAUUCCAACAGGAGGGGAAACCAAGGCAAAACCCCUUAGAUCCAAGGUCCACUGGGUUCACUUCCCCAGCCUCACCAAGUGGGACUGCUCCCAAGCACAACAGGGAAUAAAAGAGGGAUGGGGUAGAGAGGAAGAAGGGAAAGAGACAGCCUCUACUUCCCGAGGGAGGGAAAGUUGUGAGGAUCUUCAGGUGAGAGACAAAGAUUAGAAGCAGCUGGUAGGGAGGCCUGCCUCACUCUGCAUCCGGCUCUGCUGCUAGCUGUGUGAACUUAAGGAAGUCUUUUCAUUGAGCCUCCUUUCCCUCUCUUGCCUUAUCUCAUACUUGUUGUGAAAGAGAAGGGAGAAUAAAUAGCUGGCACAGAGUAGGUACAAAGGUGUGUCUCCUCCCCUAGCCCUUGGCUGAUUUCACGGUGUUGCCAGAGUGUGCAGCACUCUGCGGGCAAGUGCCCCCUUCGUCCCACCCUCCCUCUCUCAUGGAUGCUCCCAGCUUGAGAAGCAAUGCUCCCAAACAGGGAACUCUUUGAGUGGUCCCAUGAAAGGGCAGUCUGUGUUGGCUGCUGUUGGCAUUGCUGGACAAGGGCCCCCCAGAAUCAACACCCUCUCACAUCCUCCUCCUGGACAGCUCUCCCUGCCCCCUUGUGUGUGAAAGGGGACAAGUGAGGUGACAACCGCUACCUCCAAAGGCACACUCUUUCCAUUGUAUUCCUGGAGCCCCAACAUGGAAGCCUUCAGUCUACUCUAUCCAUAGGGUUCUCCCCUUUCUCCCAGCUCCCAUGCUCCUUAGGGUGAGCACCCCACAGCUUUCCCCUUGAUUAUAUCUAAUUCUCUAUUCUCCCCCUUGGGCAUGUGCUAAUUUUGCUUUAAGAGCAGUGAGCAGACAGACCUCUUCAUUUUCUUGGAUUCUCAGGGAGCACCUAGCAUGGGGCUGGUCGCACAAUAGGUGUUCACUGUACAUCUGUGGAAUUGAGGUGAUUCAUUUGUGUAUUCAACAAAUACCUACAUCCUGACAGGGUUCCUAGCCAUUAGGCAUUAGAGGCACAAAAGACAGACCUUUCCAAAGCCUGGGGAAAUGUUGGAGACUCCUUUCAAAAGUUGUUGGCACCAAAAGAUAUGCUUCCAGUGGGAGCAAAGCAACCACAGCAAAACAACAUGUAAUGCAGACAACACAGGGCUAGUUAAGCUUUUUGGAGAUAGACCUGUAUUUGAAUCCUGCCUCUGUCACUUUAUAGCUAUGUACCCUCAGGCAAGUUACACAUUCUCUGUCUCUGUUUCCCUUAUCUGUAAAAUGGGGAUAACAGUGCCCAUCUCAUUGUGAGGACUGAAGAAACAAAUACACCUAAGUUCUUAGCACAGUGCUUGGGCUGCAGUAAAUAGUCAAUAUGUGGUUACUAAGGAUAAUGAUAGUAGUCAUUAUGUAAAGAAUAUGCCCUGGAGUAAAGCUUGUGAGGGAUAUAUAAUGCAAUGUCAGAGCCCAGGGUGGACGAAGCUGUUAGAAAAAUGGUUGAAGAACAGUACAAGAAAGAAAAAAAGAAAAUUAUAAAUAAGCUAUGCCCCAAGCCACGGUCAGUCCUACUUAUAAUUAGCUACCUACCCACUAAGCGAUGUUGGGGCCCCUCAGCCUCACCACUUUGUUGAAGGACUAGUCAGUUUCCCAGGGCAUAGAAACUCAUGCAAAUAUAAAAGAAUAAGGUCUUUCCACUCUCCGCCUGUGGUGCAAUGAAGGGACGUAGCUUUGAGAGCCAUCCAGUGGAAAGAGCACUACUGAGGGAGUCAGAAGACCAGGUCUCAGGCCAAGCUCUGCUUUGUCAUCCCAGGCAGGCCACUAACCAUUCUGGACUUGCUUUCUACAAUGCCUGCUCAUCUUUCUUCCCUGGUAGGUGAGGCUCAAGAGAAGGGACGCUGAAAUGAUUUUAAAACUAACAUACUGGCCAAAAGUAAGGUGGUACUAUUUGUAGCUCUAGGGAGAGUCAUUCCUCCCCACCCUACUCCUCUUUCUGCGCCUCUACAAACCCUUCCCAGGACCGCCCCAUGUCAUCAAGACUUGGCCAGCCUCUCCUUACCCUGAAGCCUCGGUGCUUUGCUCCUGUCUCCACCUAUAACUACGUUGUCUUGUGAUGAUCUGAGGGUCUGGGCAGGGUCGGCAUGGAAUUCUUUCCAUUCCUGGUGUUCCUAAAGGCCUGGCACUGAGCUCGCACCUUGGUAAUGUCAUUUGAAUAAACAAAUGAGGCUAUCACAACUAUCCCAGCCACA